Molecule: messenger RNA, 591 nt
Organism: Colius striatus (speckled mousebird)
Lineage: Eukaryota; Metazoa; Chordata; Aves; Coliiformes; Coliidae
Gene: UFC1
Product: ubiquitin-fold modifier conjugating enzyme 1
Exons: 6
Coding region: 5-499 (164 amino acids)
Biological process (GO): protein K69-linked ufmylation
Cellular component (GO): cytoplasm
Molecular function (GO): UFM1 conjugating enzyme activity
Source: RefSeq, a predicted model, not a curated record
GGCCAUGGCGGACGAGGCGGCGCGGCGGGCGGUGGCGGAGCUGCCGCUGCUGCGGACGGCGGCCGGGCCGCGGGACCGGGACGGCUGGGCGGCGAGGCUGAAGGAGGAGUACCGCGCCCUCAUCCAGUACGUGGAGAACAACAAACGCGCCGACAACGACUGGUUCCGCCUGGAGUCAAACGCUGAGGGCACGCGGUGGUUCGGGAGGUGCUGGUACGUCCACGAGUUGCUGAAGUACGAGUUCGCCAUCGAGUUUGACAUCCCGGUGACGUAUCCCUCCACCGCCCCCGAGAUCGCCAUCCCCGAGCUGGACGGGAAGACGGCCAAGAUGUACAGGGGGGGCAAGAUCUGCCUCAGCGAUCACUUCAAGCCCCUCUGGGCCAGGAACGUCCCCAAAUUCGGCUUGGCCCAUCUGAUGGCGCUGGGGCUCGGGCCCUGGCUGGCCGUGGAGAUCCCCGACCUGGUGGCCAAAGGCAUCAUCCAGCACAAGGACAACUGAGCGGUGUGGGGGCGGGGUUGGGAUCCAGCCCCCUCGCCCAGCCGCUCCCUCCGCCGCCGCGCUGCUGCUCCCCAAUAAACGCUCGAAGCCGC